UCCUCCUCUUCGUCCAUCGAUGCGCUCGUCGCUCGACUCGUCCGCUGUGAGCCAAACUCGCUGCGCUCCGUCUGUCCACUGCUGCAACUUUUGCAGACUCCUCACUCCUCCGACAUGUCUCACAAUAGCUGAAGUGAAGCCGUCACCGUGGCUCGUCUGUCGGGGGGCCAAAGCGCGCGGCCCACAGGUGGGAUUUCUUCACGCGCAGCCUCUCCUGCUCCCGCCGUCCGUCCGUCCUCGCAUCGGAUCGGAUCUCUGCUCCGCGCCUGGAUAUGUGCAUUCUGCGCGUUUUCUUCAUUGAUGAACCGGGCCAGUAAUGCAGGAGACCGCGGCGACCCUCUGCUCCUCAGCGCGUCAAGAUGGCAGAUUUCCACUGAGUUCCGAGCAGAAAUUCCCGUUUGGCCAUGAAUAACGGGAAUCCUUGCACCGAUGGCCCCUGUAUACGAAGGUAUGGCCUCGCAAGUGCAAGUGUUCUCCCCUCGCACUCUCCAGUCAAGUGCCUUCUUUAGCGUAAAGAAACUGAAGGUGGAGCAGAGCUGUAACUGGGAUAUGACAGGGUACGGCUCACACAGCAAAGUCUACAGCCACAGCAGCAGCAAGAACGCGUCGGCCGCCAGCGGCAUCAACAGCUCCCUGCAGGUCGCCAGCGCCACCCUGCCCUACGAGCAGGCUCUCAUCUUCCCCGCCAGCGCCGGCCACAUCGUGGUCGCCUCGGCCAGCAGCACUUCAGGGACCAUCGGGUCUCUGCUGGGCAGCGGGGGUGGAGGGAACAGCAGCGGCAGCAGCAGCAGUGGCGGCGGCGCCGGGGGUUGCAGCGGAGUUCACAACCUGACGCGCCGCAGCACGGUGAGUCUUCUGGACACUUACCAGCGAUGCGGGCUUAAACGCAAGAGCGAGGAGCUUGAGAACAACAGCAGCGUGCAGAUCAUUGAGGAGCACGGCCCAUCCAUGAUCCAGAACGGAGGAACCAGCGGCGCCACGGUGGCCACAGCGGCCACCGCCACGUCCACAGCCACGUCCAAAAACAGUGGCUCCAACAACGAGGGAGACUACCAGCUGGUGCAGCACGAGGUCCUCUGCUCCAUGACCAACACCUACGAAGUGUUGGAGUUUUUGGGACGAGGAACCUUUGGACAGGUGGUGAAGUGCUGGAAGAGGGGCACAAACGAGAUAGUGGCCAUCAAGAUCCUGAAAAACCACCCUUCGUACGCGCGGCAGGGUCAGAUCGAGGUCAGCAUCCUGGCACGCCUCAGCACGGAGAGCGCAGACGACUACAACUUCGUGAGAGCCUACGAGUGCUUCCAGCACAAGAACCACACGUGCCUGGUGUUCGAGAUGUUGGAGCAGAACCUGUACGACUUCCUCAAACAGAACAAGUUCAGCCCCCUGCCGCUCAAGUACAUCCGGCCGGUGCUUCAGCAGGUGGCCACGGCGCUGAUGAAGCUGAAGAGCCUGGGGCUGAUCCACGCCGACCUGAAGCCAGAGAACAUCAUGCUGGUGGAUCCGUCCAGACAGCCCUACAGAGUCAAAGUCAUCGACUUUGGCUCCGCCAGCCACGUCUCCAAAGCAGUCUGCUCCACCUACCUGCAGUCCAGAUACUACAGAGCUCCAGAGAUCAUCCUGGGCCUGCCGUUCUGCGAGGCCAUAGACAUGUGGUCGCUGGGCUGCGUGAUAGCCGAGCUCUUCCUGGGAUGGCCGCUCUACCCCGGAGCCUCAGAGUAUGAUCAGAUCCGGUACAUCUCACAGACGCAGGGUCUGCCUGCAGAGUACCUUUUGAGUGCAGGGACAAAGACCACCAGGUUCUUCAACCGAGAUCCAGACUCCACCUACCCGCUCUGGAGACUCAAGACUCCAGAGGACCACGAGGCUGAAACUGGGAUCAAGUCCAAGGAGGCGCGGAAAUACAUCUUCAACUGCUUGGAUGACAUGGCGCAGGUGAACAUGACGUCAGACCUGGAGGGGAGCGACUUGCUGGCGGAGAAGGCCGACAGGAGGGAGUUCAUCGACUUGUUAACCAAGAUGCUGACCAUCGACGCCGACAAAAGGAUCACCCCCAUCGAAACGCUCAACCACCCUUUUGUUACCAUGUCGCAUCUGCUCGAUUUCCCACACAGCACACACGUCAAGUCCUGCUUCCAGAACAUGGAGAUCUGCAAGCGCCGGGUCAACAUGUACGACACGGUCAACCAGAGCAAGACCCCCUUUAUCACCCACGUGGCCCCCAGCACUUCCACCAACCUCACCAUGACCUUCAACAACCAGCUGAACACUGUGCACAGCCAGGCCACCAACCUGACUUCCUCCUCCUCCACCAACAACGCCACCCUUUCAUUUGCCAGUCCCGAUGUGUCCGUACUAAACUACCAAUCUGCACUCUACCAGCCCUCCGCUGCCUCCAUGGCGGCCGUCGCCCAGAGGAGCAUGCCCUUGCAGCCGGGGGCUCCUCAGCUCUGCGCCGCCCGCCCCGACCCCUUCCAGCAGGCCCUCAUAGUCUGCCCUCCAGGUUUUCAAGGACUGCAGGCGUCUCCUUCCAAACACACCAGCUACUCUGUGAGGAUGGAGAAUGCUGUUCCUAUCGUGACACAGGCCCCCGGUGCUCAGCCUCUGCAGAUCCAGCCUGGCCUCCUCGCACAGCAGGCCUGGCCCGCCGGCACCCAGCAGAUCCUCCUGCCUCCCGCCUGGCAGCAGCUCACCCACACCUCGGUGCAGCACGCCGCCGUCAUCCCCGACGCCAUGAGCAGCACCCAGACCCUCGCCAACUGGAGGAACUCCCACCCCCAUGGCAGCCAUUAUAAUCCCAUCAUGCAGCAGCCGACCCUGUUGACUCUCCCAUCCAACCAGACCCUCAACGUGGGAGUGGCUCAUGUUGUGAGGCAGCCCUCCACCAAUAACAGCUCUUCUUCCAAAAAGAGUAAACAGCACCCCAUGUCUGCCAGGAACACAUCGGCGUACGAAGUGUCGUCCUCCCAAGUGCUGUCCCCGCAGCGCUCCAAACGGGUGAAGGAGAACACGCCCCCACGCUGCGCCGUGCUUCAAAACGGCUCGGCCUCCAACCGCCCGCCCACGCAGGGAUGCGGGGGCAAAGAGUGGGGGCCCAACGAACGAGAGCCGGCCUCUAGCACCACCCGCGACCACCAGCACCAGCAGCACAUCCCCCGACAGACCAUCGUCAUCCCUGACACGCCCAGUCCUGCGGUCAGCAUCAUCACCAUCAGCAGCGACACCGAUGAGGAAGAGGAGCAGAAACAGAAGGGCGGCUCCUCCUCUAAGCACAGGAACAACGUCAUCAGCUGUGUGACGGUCCACGAUUCUCCCGAGUCCGACUGUUCAAGAUACAACAGUCCCUACACGCUGGAGUCCCGGACGCUCAACAACAACAACAACAACAACAGCUACGACACAAAGACCACCAUCCUGGACAACCACAACAACGGAAACCCCCGCUCCAUCAUCAUCCCCCCUCUGAAAACGCAGAACAACGAGGUUCCCAUUGAAUGUGAGCGUCUGAUACCAGACGCCAUAAACCAUCAAAACUUAGCUUACAAGUUCAAAUCAUCCAAUGGGGUGGCGCCUGGCAAUAACCACUUGUCCGUGGGCGUUCCUGGAGGCGGGUCCUACCGGCAGCAGCGCUCAGGGCUACACCCAUUCCAGCAGCAGCCCCUCAAUCUCAGCCAGGCCCAGCAGCACAUGGUGGCCGAGCGAAACGGAGGCCAUCGGCGCCAGCAGGCCUACAUCACCCCAAACAUCACCGCCCAAGCCCCGUACUCCUUCCAUCACAACAGCCCCUCCCACACGGGCAACGUUCACCCGCACCUGGCGGCCGCGCACCUGCCCAGCCAGCCCCACCUCUACACGUACACGGCCCCCGCGGCUCUGGGCUCCACUGGCACCGUGGCCCACCUGGUGGCGUCGCAGGGCUCAGCCCGCCACACGGUCCAGCACGCCAGCUACCCCCCGAGCAUUGUCCACCAGGUUCCCGUCAGCAUGGGUCACCGGGUGCUGCCCUCGCCCACCAUGCACCACAGCCAGUACCAGGCUCAGUUUGCCCACCAGGCCUACAUCAGCGCCUCGCCCGCAUCCACCGUCUACACUGGAUACCCACUGAGCCCCACCAAGGUGAACCAGUACCCUUACCUCUAGAGACGACACUGGAGAGCCCGACCCAGCGCUGCUGCAUCCCCCGACCCCAUCAGCAACCCCCUCCCGCCCCACUCCCUCUCGUCUUGGUCACACAAGGACAGAGACCGAGGAAGAUGCAAUCCACCUAAACUGUCACGCGUAACUUGAAGAUGUAACGACAGAGUGAGAAGGAAAAUAGGGUUUGGAGCCUCCCGGGAGUGGAUAGACGGAUUUUUAAAAGGGGGACAACUCACCUUUUUGUUGUUUUUCCUCUUUUUGAAGGCCAGUUUUUGCUGUUUUUGUUUUAAUUUUUUUUUGCUUGUUUCUUGCUUUACUUUAUGACAAAGGUGGAGUUUUCUUAGUUUUACUGGAAGAGUUUGAGUUUUGGGACAGCGUUUGGUCCCCCCCCCAUGCACACACAUGUUUGGGAAGUGACUGUUGGAGAGGUUGUUACUGAGGGGAGGCAUCGAAUCCCAAGACGUUUGGGAGAAGGUGAAAUACGGAAACCUGCUGCUCUUCAAAGAAAAAAAACAAACAAACUUGUCGAUGGCCUUUGAACUGUCCGACUAUUUGCUAAAUCACUCAUGGGCGUGGGGAGAAAAGAGAAGGCAACUCCACCCACUCCACCUUCUGCACCCAGAGGAGGCUACUGGGAAAAAGAACCAAGAGAAGACAAGAAACUUUUUAGUGUAUUUAUAGAUAUUUUAUGUUUGACAUUUAUGAUAUUUCGUUUUUAUCUAGGUGUCUUAGCGGGGCCCCGUUCUUAGAAUGUAGCAGUCUGCACCACUUCUAUUUUUUUCUCCUCCAAUACCAGUAUAUUUAUUUGUGUCUCCUUUUUUUUCAAUGUGAUUGGCACAAAGUGGUUAAAAUAACAUAGGCAUGUACAAACGUGAUUGUCUGUGUGUGCUACUGUCAGCCAUGCGUGUGUAGUCCCCCCCCCCUCCCGGUAGGUUUUUUGACCUCCAUCCCUUGUAGUGCCUUACAGAUUAACAACAGAGUUUACUCGGCUUGAAUCGCGAAAAGCCACAAGAGACUAAAGCUGUAUGGGGGUUCGACAUCGGGGCAGCUUUCUUCCAGGUGUAGGCUCCGCCCUUGCUGUUUCUCUUCCACUGUUUUAGGCGCCUACGGUACGUAGCGAGGCUUCGAAAGCGAUGGCGCCGUUGCAAACCUUUAUCACGGUGGCACCCGAGGCAUGGUUGUUGGUUUGGACGCCGGUCUUGUGGUUUUUUUUUAAGGUAUAAGAGCCGGUCAAGGAGCAGGACCUGACUGAAAGUGCUUGUUACUGCGAGGGGGAUUCUGGGAGGCUGGAGAUAGCCUGGCUGCAUCAAAAAGCAUCGAGUGGGGGGGGGGGGGGGUUGAAGAGAGAGAGUCGAGGGUCUGGUUGAGUCAGUUUGGGGAGGGAAACUCUCCAAGUUUAAGGGGAAUUUUGAGCAGGUUGACCGUAACAUGGAACCCAGGGCGUUGGGUAAUCUGCCCCACCUGAUUGGAGUUCUGUUGUCUUUGGUUCAUUUUAUUUCUUUAAAACUGAUCAGAAGGAACCGUGUUGGAAGUUUAGGCAGCAUUAAAUAGAAAAAAAAAAGGAGAGAAAGCAGCUACACCUGGAAGGACACCUUGUGGAAUGGCUUGAUGUCCAUUUGUCUUCGAAUCAGGUACAACGCAGACGACCAGACGGGGUACAUGAACACUUAGAGAACCAAUAGGGCUUUGUGUGUUUGCUGCUUUAUUUGGAAAAAAAAUCCUGUAGCCAAUAAUACCCCCCCUCCCCACUUCUUUUGAACUUUAGUACAU
This is a messenger RNA of Oryzias latipes (Japanese medaka), 5907 nucleotides long. It is a transcript of the gene hipk2, whose product is annotated as homeodomain interacting protein kinase 2. Gene Ontology annotation, molecular function: protein serine/threonine kinase activity; transcription corepressor activity; transcription coactivator activity. Gene Ontology annotation, biological process: peptidyl-serine phosphorylation; smoothened signaling pathway; positive regulation of transcription by RNA polymerase II. Lineage: Eukaryota; Metazoa; Chordata; Actinopteri; Beloniformes; Adrianichthyidae. Gene Ontology annotation, cellular component: nucleus; PML body; cytoplasm. The record is from RefSeq and is a predicted model, not a curated record.